This is a messenger RNA of Amoebophrya sp. A120, 248 nucleotides long. Lineage: Eukaryota; Dinophyceae; Syndiniales; Amoebophryaceae. The record is from the annotation of a GenBank genome assembly.
UAUGCUUGGCUCGGGCGCGUGGGGGCCGCAGGAGUUUGGCAGCGAAGCGUAAAAGCGUAGCAAUGCGCGCGCGUGCGCGUGGGGGGGCCUGUGUGGUGCCCGGGAUUGUAACUUGGCAGUCAGCGGGCGAGCUUGGGUUGCCAGGGCACCCUUUUCCAUCCACAUUGGCUCCACCGUCAGAACGAAGAGCGUCGGGCACCGUUAUUUUGCUCGGGCUAGGCUUUUUUUCGACAGUGGAAUCGCAAUAG